ACCAGUCAUUGUUAUAGCGUUCACUAUUGAUAUUCGAUAAAUACGUGACAAGCCUUCAAGGGAAUACGGAAAAUGGGGCUAUUUGAUCGUUUAGCAAAUCUUUUAGGUUUUAGGAAAAAAGAAGUAAACGUUUUAGUAGUGGGCCUUAAUAAUAGUGGUAAGUCGACGGUCAUAAAUAAUUUCAAACGCGAGGAUGACCGUUGCAUAGACAUAGUACCCACUGUUGGGUAUAAUGUUGAAAAAUUUUCAUUUAAAAAUAUUAGUUUCACGGCAUUUGAUAUGUCAGGUCAUGAUCGUCAUAGACCAUUAUGGGAACAUUAUUAUAAAGAUUGCCAUGGUAUUAUCUUUAUCAUCGAUAGCAGCGACAAAUUACGAUUGGUUGUUGUCAAAGAAGAAUUAGAUAUGCUUCUCCAACAUCCAGAUGUAGCUGGACGUAAAAUACCGAUUCUCUUUCUGGCAAAUAAAAUGGACUUGCCUGAUUCUUUAACCACUGUCAAACUUGUUGCUGGGCUUGGUCUUGAUCGUAUACAGAACAAACCCUGGCAUAUACGAGCGACAAAUGCAAUUACUGGAGAAGGUUUACAGUUAGGCAUAGAAUGGCUUACAGAUCAAAUUCGUGACAUAUAUAUAAAUAAAAGAUAAAAUAAAUUUAAUGUAUCCGAUGCUUUAAUGCUCGUGAAAGUUAAGCAGACAACAAAUUAAUUGAUUAUAUAGUCUGUUUGAAAUUCGACAUUUAAAUAUUUCAGACAGCGAUUUCAUGAAUGAAAUUGAAAUAGAGAAUGAAUGAACAUUAUAUACUCACGUGACUCUAGUCAUCAACGAAUCUGUUCAAUAAUAGACGAAUGUACAUAUGUACAUUGAA
This is a messenger RNA of Bombus impatiens (common eastern bumble bee), 862 nucleotides long. RefSeq names its product ADP-ribosylation factor-like protein 6 (gene Arl6). The transcript has 3 exons. Gene Ontology annotation, molecular function: GTP binding; GTPase activity. Gene Ontology annotation, biological process: vesicle-mediated transport; protein localization to cilium; cilium assembly. Gene Ontology annotation, cellular component: axoneme; cytoplasm. NCBI's taxonomy places the organism in Eukaryota, Metazoa, Arthropoda, Insecta, Hymenoptera, Apidae. The record is from RefSeq and is a predicted model, not a curated record. Bases 73 to 642 code for a protein of 189 amino acids.